AUGGCAACAGCAACGUCGGUAUCGCCAACAACUCUCGAUCGCUCCGUCCCGAGAAGACAUCAAUCUCAAUCUCAAUCCCACUCGUACUCCGUCCCCGCAAGGUCGCAAUCAACCAGAUCUAAACCUACAUCCACCGCCGCAUCUGCAUCCACCAGCAGUCCCCUCCGAUCGAACUCGACGCAUUUGCACCAUCGCACAUCGUCGCGUCACGGCGCCGUCGAGGGAGCUCGGUCGGCCGCAAACCAUGAGACUUCGAACGUCGCACAAGUCCAUCGAAGAAGCUCAAGCAAAGAUCGUCCCCCACCGUCGCGGUCAGACUCACAAUCACACCGCAAAAGCGGUUCCAACCACGGCCACGGCCAUCGCCACUCCCACCACCACCGAUAUUCAUCAGACAUGUCGACGGCCGUUGCAAAUGGAGGUGGCCCCGCUCCCGUGGUGACGCCCCACGAGUCGAGGCACUCGGGCAGGUCGGGGAAAUCGCGGACGACCAUUCCAGCGCAAACGGGCAAUUGGGUCCUGGGGAAGACGAUCGGGGCUGGGAGCAUGGGCAAGGUAAAACUGGCCAGGAGAGUGGAAGGGGGUGAGCAGCUUGCGGUCAAGAUCGUGCCUCGAGGAUCUACGGAUGAUAAUCCCAAUCAAAGUCGCGCCGAUAAAGAGAGGGCCGAUCACUCAAAAGAGGUCCGCACAGCCCGUGAGGCCGCCAUUGUGACACUCUUGGAUCAUCCAUAUAUAUGUGGCAUGCGAGAUGUCGUUCGCACAACCUAUCAUUGGUAUAUGCUGUUUGAAUACGUCAAUGGUGGCCAGAUGCUCGACUACAUAAUCUCCCAGGGGCGAUUGAAGGAGAAGAAGGCGAGGAAGUUCAGUAGACAGAUUGCGAGUGCCCUGGAUUAUUGCCAUCGGAACAGCAUCGUGCAUCGGGACCUCAAGAUCGAGAACAUCUUGAUAAGCAAGACGGAAGAUAUCAAAAUCAUUGAUUUCGGUUUGAGUAACCUAUUUUCUCCUCGGGGACAUCUGAAGACAUUUUGCGGCAGUCUAUACUUUGCAGCGCCGGAGUUGUUACAGGCCAAGGCGUAUACGGGGCCUGAGGUCGAUAUAUGGAGUUUUGGGAUUGUGCUUUAUGUUCUAGUUUGUGGCAAGGUACCAUUCGAUGAUCAGAGCAUGCCGGCGCUGCAUGCCAAAAUCAAGAAGGGCCUGGUAGAUUAUCCUAAUUGGCUUUCACCUGAAUGCAAAAAUCUCAUCUCCCGGAUGCUUGUCACCGACCCAAGACAACGCGCAUCUCUACAAGAGAUAAUGAACCAUCCUUGGAUGGUUAAAGGAUUUGGAGGGCCACCAGAGAACUAUCUACCGAAACGCGAGCCGAUCCAAUUACCACUUGAUCCAGCAGUCAUACAAGCUAUGACUGGCUUUGACUUUGGCCCACCAGAAGUGAUAGAGGGUCAAUUGACGGACGUAAUCGAGUCCCAGGAUUACCAAAGAGCCAUCCGAACGGCUGCACAUGAACGUGAAAACCAAGUACCAAUACCGAAAGACCCCGAGAAGAAAAGGGGGUUCGGUUUUGAUUUCUACAAGAGGAGGAGUUCGGCUACUAGUCGUGAUACUCUCACAGCUUCUAGUUCUGAUGCCUUGGCGCUUGGGAGUGACCCAGUCAAUGCUUAUCAUCCGCUUAUUUCUGUCUACUACCUUGUUAGGGAGAAGCAGGAGCGCGAUCGACUAGCAGCAAACCCAGGCGCUACCUCGAUGCCCCGCGUUCCUGGAGAGGCACCUCUCCAAAUACCUGAUCUUCCGGCUCCUAAAGCAGCGCAUACAAACGCAGCUGCAUAUGAGAUGGCAGGCGAAAAGCCAACGGGGGGUCGGUCGCGACCCCGCGCGCGAACUCAUGGAGAGGACGAUGUUACGGAGAGCAUGAAGCACUUGAAGAUAGCAAGCACGAGCGGUGGACCUACAUCCCCAGCUAUCAUUGAACCUCUCCCUGAGCAGACACAUCACCGGAAAGAAAGCACUGCAGCUGGCAUCCUGCGGCGGUUCAGCACUAGGAGGCGCAAAGAGCCCUCCGAUAAGAGCCAUCCCCCGAUGGUUACCGUUCAGACGCCACAUGAACACAGCACUCUGAGGAAGAGUUUUAGUAUGAGACGAAGCCGCGACCGUGAUGAUGGGUCGACUUCGAUGUUCCAUGGGGGAGGCAGCCAGCCUCAGCACAGCGACCUCUUAUCACCACCUAGAUCUGCUGGUCAUAACCCACGAAGUGCCAAGGGACUGGGAAGGUCAACAAGCGUCAACUCAGCGGAAUUUAGGAGAAGAGAGGCUAGACGCGGGGCAUCUGAAGUGCCCCCUCCACCUCGAGUCACAUAUAAGGAGCCACCUCCUACCAGCGGUUCUGAUCAUUCAACAGCGAACGAGAAGGCACUACAUGAACCAGAGCAGAAGAGCACAGGGCACUUAAACCCCAAAAGUGCAACGACGAGAGCCAAGUCACUUGGCCAUGCCCGGAGGGAGAGCAUCCAGGCUCGGCGGGCUCGACGGGACGAAAUUCGGGAGGCGAACGUGCCCGAGGAGACUGACGGUGAAGGAGGAGAUGCAAGUGGCCUCUCCACUGAACGUGUUAAUAGUGCCGAGCAUGUCAAACCUGUAUUCCUGAAAGGCCUCUUUAGCGUUUCGACGACCUCAACCAAGCCAGUUUAUGUCAUUCGUAACGACAUCAUCAGGGUACUCAAGCAGUUGGGCGUGGAGUUCACUGAGAUCCGCGGUGGAUUCAGUUGUCGGCACACACCAUCUAUCGAUCUCAAGAAGGUCGUUGAUCUCCCGCCCAACACCCACUCCACUCAAACGCCAGGCCACCGUCGCCGAAUCAGCUUUGGAGGAUUCAUGGGGGGUGGUAGCAACAGUAUGGACCGCGACCGGGACGAUUUCAGAGACGUUGAUAAACAGCCACUUACUCCGCGAACACCCGGCAGAUCCCGUGGAGAUGCAAGUUACCCUACUUCCGAGGCCUCGGACGAGAGCGUGCAUCGCUCAUCUGCCAGGGUCGUCGGGGAUACCAGCACACAUGUCCAGAGCGAACUUGGCGGAAGCAUGAUCCUGGAAUUCGAGAUAUUUAUUGUCAAGGUCCCAUUACUUUCUCUUCAUGGAAUCCAGUUCAAGAGACUUGCUGGAGGAACAUGGCAGUAUAAGAAUAUGGCAGACCAGGUUUUGAGAGAGCUUAGACUUUGA
Messenger RNA from Venustampulla echinocandica, 3210 nucleotides. RefSeq names its product Non-specific serine protein kinase. Gene Ontology annotation, biological process: microtubule cytoskeleton organization; protein phosphorylation; intracellular signal transduction. The record is from RefSeq and is a predicted model, not a curated record. Gene Ontology annotation, cellular component: cytoplasm. The transcript has 3 exons. Lineage: Eukaryota; Fungi; Ascomycota; Leotiomycetes; Helotiales; Pleuroascaceae. Gene Ontology annotation, molecular function: ATP binding; tau-protein kinase activity; protein serine/threonine kinase activity. The coding region runs from base 1 to 3210 and encodes 1069 amino acids.